Messenger RNA from Phyllostomus hastatus (greater spear-nosed bat), 4691 nucleotides. RefSeq names its product LRR binding FLII interacting protein 1 (gene LRRFIP1). Gene Ontology annotation, biological process: regulation of transcription by RNA polymerase II. The record is from RefSeq and is a predicted model, not a curated record. The coding region runs from base 273 to 3467 and encodes 1064 amino acids. The transcript has 22 exons. Lineage: Eukaryota; Metazoa; Chordata; Mammalia; Chiroptera; Phyllostomidae. Gene Ontology annotation, molecular function: DNA-binding transcription factor activity, RNA polymerase II-specific; RNA polymerase II cis-regulatory region sequence-specific DNA binding.
GGCGCUCCUCUGCAGGCCGGGGGCCCCCUCCUUGCUGGGAGGCCCGGGGCCACCUGCGCCACGCCCCUGGGCCGCGCCCGAGCCGGGAAGGGGGGAGCGCGCCUCGCUUGGGGAAGGGCGAGUCCUGUGCCGCCGCGGGCCUGUCCCUGAGCCGGAAUCCGCCGCGUUGGGCAUGUGGCUGUGCUGAGAGCCUGAGCCCGCCGACCGAGAGCCCGGCGCCCCCCGAGUUUCUGGCCUGGCCGUGCGAGGAGGUGGACGGGCAGCCGGGCACCAUGACCAACCCCGCGACCGCGCAGAACAAGGAAAUAGACUGCCUGAGUCCAGAAGCCCAGAGAGUGGCGGAGGCCAGGCUGGCGGCGAAGCGCGCGGCCCGCGCCGAGGCCCGCGAGAUCAGGAUGAAGGAGCUGGAGCGGCAGCAGAAGGAGAUCUACCAAGUGCAAAAGAAGUACUACGGGCUGGACACGAAGUGGGGUGACAUCGAGCAGUGGAUGGAGGACAGUGAGCGCUACUCCCGCCGAUCCAGACGGAACACGUCGGCUUCCGACGAAGACGAGCGCCUGUCCGUGGGCAGCCGCGGGAGCCUGAGGCCACAGCCCGACUUGGAGACCAGCGGUCCCUGCGCCUGGACAAAUGGGUAUGAUGGAGACUUGUAUGGAUCACAGUCCCUGAGCAGAAGAUCUGGCAGGAAUUCCAGCUACAGCGGCGACGGCAGGUCCUCCGCCUGGUCAUCGUCCAGAGAGGAGACGCUGCCCUCCUGUCUGUACAGCGCUGCCGGGCCGCCGUCAUCGGGGAGUCACCGGAGCCACUUCUCGUUAGAGUCGUCUUCCAGACGCCAGGCGUCGGCGUGGGACGACGGCGGUGGCCUGGGCAGGGCCCGGCGGGGGAGCGCCUGUGGCGCGCCGGCUCCCUCCGAGCACAGCGGCCACCUCAGCUCCAGCUCCCGCGCCUCCUCCAGAGCCAGCUCUGCGCGGGCCAGCCCGGUGGUUGAAGAGAGACCAGACAAAGACUUCGCCGAGAAGGGGUCCCGCACCCUGCCCAGCCUGUCCGCAGCCACCCUGGCCUCGCUGGGCGGCACCUCCGCUCGGAGGGGCAGCGGGGACACCUCCGUCUCCGCGGACACCGAGGCGUCCAUGCGGGAAAUCAAGGAACUGCACGAGCUCCAGGACCAGAUUCAGGACGUGGAGGGCAGAUACAUGCAGGGGCUGAAGGAGCUGAAGGACUCGCUGGCGGAGGUGGAGGAGAAGUACAAGAAGGCCAUGGUCUCCAACGCGCAGCUGGACAACGAGAAGACGAACUACAUGUACCAGGUGGACACGCUGAAGGACACGCUGCUGGAGCUCGAGGAGCAGCUGGCCGAGUCGCGGCGGCAGUACGAGGAGAAAAACAAGGAGUUCGAGCGGGAGAAGCAUGCCCACGGGCUGCUGCGCUUCCAGCUGGCGGAGAUGAAGGCCGCCCUGCAGCAGCGGGAGGAGAUGCUCCAGGAAAUCCGGCAGCUGCAGCAGAAACAGGCGGGCUAUGUCAGGGAGAUCUCUGACCUCCAGGAAACGAUAGAGUGGAAGGACAAAAAGAUAGGGGCCUUAGAGAGGCAGAAGGAGUUCUUUGACUCUGUCAGGAGCGAGCGAGACGACCUCAGAGAAGAAGUGGGCGUGCUGAAGGAGGAGCUGAAGAAACACGGGAUCGUCCUGAGUUCGGAAGUGGCUACCAAUGGGGAGACUUCAGAUGCUCUGGCGGGCGCCGGACCCCGCGGCCCCGCCCGGACGACGACGAAGGGAGAGCCCAACGCCCUCCAGGCGCCCGGGGACGGGCCCCUCGGAAAAGCCCCUGAAGCGGAGGUGCAAAGGGAGAUUGUGGACGCUGUGGGGGAAAGAGAGACCUUGCAGAGUGCCGAGCGCCAGGAGGACCCCGUGGAGGACGGUGUGGACACAGAGGUCUUACCUCCUGGCGGCGGUGCGGAGGGCCAGGCGCCCCCCGGCAGCGGUGCCCUCUCCCUAGCGACAGCAGCAGGUGCUGCAGAGGAGGACCAGGUCCAAAGCCAAGUGCUGCUAGCAAACGGGUCCCUCCUUGAACACACAGAGCAGGGUGGGCCCAGUGCGGUCACGAGCACCCCGGAUGCCGGGGUGGGGGCGGGGGCUUCGGGGUGUUGGAGGGAACGAGAUGAUGACGCGCUGCACCCCGAGGCAGAUGCCUCGGGUCCCCUAAACCAAAGUGGAGAAACCAAAGAAACGCAGGAGCAAGAAAAGCAAGGUUGCGGCGCCGGGUUGGGAGAGGGGAGCCCGGAACCACGCCAGGAACCCGCUCCCUCGCAAAUCUCCGAGGCCGCCGCGGUGAGCUGCAGCACCCGGGGCUCGGUGCGGGCAGGGCCGACCGGGUCAGGGGGGCCGGAGGGCACAGCGGCUUCCAGGCCUCCGAGGGGCAGCGUUGACAGCGUGAGUCAGGAUGACAGAUGUGUGGCCGAUGUCCCCAGAGAGGUGGACGCCAGCGCAGGGUGUGGUUUAGAGACAGAGCUCACCGGCCAGGAAGCAGCAGAGCCCCCGGAGGCCCCGGUGCAGAGCACGGGACUGGGGGGGUGCGGGGAUGAGGACGAGGCGGAGGGGGCGGGAGUUAGGAGUGAGAAGCCCACCCACACCGCAGCCCAGACCAGCCCCUCGUCUGCGGUGGCCACGCACCGUGCGCAGGGAGCAGCAGACCCGUGUCCAGCCGAUGCCAAGAGCAAACCCCUAGACGCGGAAGAACCCGGCGAGGACAGCAAGAACCUGCAGGGCGCGGGGCUGGAUUCGCCGCAGAAGAAGACAAGGAACAAGAAGAAGAAGAACAAGAAGAAGAAGUCGCCGGCAGCGGCAGAGACCAGCAAGGACGCCGAGAAAGAGCUGCCGUCCCAGAGCCCGGACCUGAGCGAGGUCAGGGAGGAAGAGCUGGCGGGACCCACUGACGAGAGGCCAGGUGCAGGGACAGCGCCCGAGGCCCCUGGCAGCCCCAGACGGAACUCGGUGGCGGGGAGCAGCGAGAACCCGGACGUUCCGGAAAGCGCUGACCUGGAGGUGGAUGGAGAACGGAACCCGGGAGACGGCGGCGACGUGGCCACGGAGGCGGGGGAAGCGAUCGCCGACGGAGAACCGGGGCCGCCGGAAGGCGACGCCCUUCAGGGAGCGGGUGCAGGAGGGUCAGAGGGAGGAGGAGGAGGAGGAGGAGGAGGACCCGACGGUGCCCACGUAGACAGCGGCGCCACUCCGUGCCGGCCCCCAGGGGACGAGGACGUCCCCGGCAGCGCCCCGCCCGGAGGCCAGCGUCCCUCCGAGGUCGUCGACGGUGAGAGUCAGGGAGCCAGGGAGGUUUCCGAGAGCCUCGGGCCAGAAAGGGACGGCCUGGCGCCCGCAGGGGAGUCGGGGGACUCCUGCCCAGACAGCAGGGAGGAGGCGGGGGGCCAGAGCGAGAAGGACAGAAGCAAAGAAGACUGCGCCCUGUCGUAGGCGAGGCUGGCUCGUCCGGCGGGGGGCAGGGCCGCCCACCACAGCCCCCACCCCCCCCCCACCCCAGCGGCCCUUGACGCGGUCCAGACGCACCAGCACAAUCGAGCGCCACGCCAGCUGGGACUUUAAGUUGCAGACUGUUACCGGCAGAUUCGUAUGUUGUCAAGGCCAGCCCCCAGGCCAGAAGGAGAAACACGUGUGUCGCCGGCGUGCGCUCUAACCGGCGCGUCGGACAGUAGCACACCCUGUCUGCAGCCCGCACUCACAGUCGGUACGCCAGGCCCCGUCCGCCUCCGCUGGCCGGGCCGUGCGUGUCCGCGACCGGAUGUAUCGGCCUCGGACUGAAACGACCAAACAGCAUCCCAAGAUCCCCACAUCGGGGUGGAAGCGAUGUGUAAACUCCUUCGUCCCGCUCAAGUACACGUACCUUCCUGUUUGCUUUUGGUGUGUGCGUUAUCCCCUGCGUGGCAUUUCCUCUGAAAGGGAGACCAGCGGCCAAACAGCCUGUGGGUCGCGGGUGAGCCUUCGUCUCAGGGGUAACGCGCAGCUGGAAGCCCCGGGGGGGGGGGGUCCCCGCCCAUAAAGACCGCGUCCCAGCUCCACAGGCCUGAGUCCGUGCCACGUGACUUCCCGCCGCGCCAGCCACCUACCAAAGUCAUUUCACACAAAGACUCUUUGAACACUUUUUUUCUGGAAGAGAGGAAUGUUGCAAUUCCGUUUCCUAGAGUGUUAUAGGGUGGGGAGGAUCACUUCUAAAAUUUAUUUUUUUAAGCUUAAAAUUACUUCUAUGUCUGAUCAUUAUUCCAAAGAGCAAUGGAAGAGGGAGGGGCUUGUUGUUAGGCAGAGUGAGCCGCCAGUUAAACCACAGCGGGGGUCUUAACACCGGUCAGGUGCUGUUGGUGUUCCGGUACAAAUAUUUGCAUUUGUUGUUUGUCCAUUGUAUUGGAAAAUUCUCGUUUUGAUCUUCCUGAACAAAAUAUGCAUUGUCUACCUAAAGAAGCCUUUUUUAAAAAAAUAAUUGUAAAGUUAAAUUUUAAAAUAAUUGUAACACGGUCAAAGCCCGCGGGAACGAGCGUGACGAAUGCUGUUGGCACGUGGGAGAGUCUGUGGCUCACGGCGCUGGGCGGAGGCACGCCCGAGCGCAGGAGGGACCAGCACCUGGGCGGCGCCCGAGGUGCCCGUGGGGCCGCGCGGUGGCAAUAAAGACGUUUCCGAGUGCUGCGA